This is a messenger RNA of Penicillium riverlandense, 3024 nucleotides long. It is a transcript of the gene bna5-1, whose product is annotated as kynureninase. Gene Ontology annotation, molecular function: transmembrane transporter activity; pyridoxal phosphate binding; kynureninase activity. Lineage: Eukaryota; Fungi; Ascomycota; Eurotiomycetes; Eurotiales; Aspergillaceae. The record is from RefSeq and is a predicted model, not a curated record. Gene Ontology annotation, biological process: NAD+ biosynthetic process; transmembrane transport. Gene Ontology annotation, cellular component: cytoplasm. Bases 1 to 3024 code for a protein of 1007 amino acids. The transcript has 6 exons.
AUGGGCUCCAGACAGCAUAUCCGGGACAUCAAGCAUGGUCUUCCGCUCUCUCACCGUGAUGACGUGCGCGCCUACAGCAGAGAGUAUGCCGAAGCACUCGAUUCCCAAGAUCCGCUGCGACACUUCCGGGACGAGUUUAUCAUUCCGACCAAAAAGGACCUGAAGCGGAAGGUGUUGGCUGAGGAUGAAGGCGAGGACGGAUCCUCGGCUCCAAAAUGCAUUUACUUCUGCGGCAACUCCCUCGGAGUCCAGCCGCGCAGUGUCCAGCGGUAUAUCGAGCGGUAUCUGCGCACCUGGGCUACGAAAGGCGUGACUGGUCAUUUCGUGCCGCACGAAGAUCAGCUCCUGCCUCCAUUUGUCGAUGUGGACACCGCGGGAGCGAAGCUGAUGGCGCCCGUUGUUGGGGCUUUGCAGAGCGAGGUCGCCGUCAUGGGGACCCUUACUGGUAAUCUGCACUUACUGAUGGCAAGUUUUUACCGCCCAACCAAGGAGAAAUAUAAAAUCAUUCUGGAGGGGAAGGCAUUUCCCAGUGAUCAUUAUGCGGUCGAAUCUCAAAUCCGCCAUAACAAUCUUACCCCGGACGAUGCCAUGGUCCUGAUUGAGCCAGAAAAUACAGACUCUCCUAUUCUGACAACGGAGCAAAUUCUCAGAGUCAUUGAUGACAACGCCUCCAGUACUGCGCUGAUUCUUCUCUCGGCCAUCCAAUUCUACACCGGACAGUACUUUGAUAUUGAACAGAUUACCGCUCAUGCCCACUCCAAAGGCAUACUGAUCGGUUGGGACUGCGCCCAUGCCGCCGGGAACGUGGAUCUGCGGCUCCAUGACUGGAACGUAGAUUUUGCGGCGUGGUGCAGCUACAAAUAUCUCAACAGUGGACCCGGUGGCAUGGCGGCAUUGUUUGUUCACGAGCGACACGGCCGUGUGGACGAGAAGCAAGCUGAUAGCGAUGAAUCAUUUCGUCCCCGGUUCUCUGGCUGGUGGGGCCAUGAUAGCAAGACGCGGUUCAAUAUGGAAAACAAAUUCACCCCCCAGCCCGGCGCCGCAGGCUUCCAACUAUCGAAUCCUUCGGUCCUGGACAUGAACGCCGUGAUUGCCUCACUCGAAAUCUUCGACCGAGCGUCCAUGGCUGCAAUCCGCCAGAAAUCACUCAGUCUCACUGGCUACCUGGAGCACUUGCUUCUCACGUACCCGCUCGACGCGCCCGCGGAAGACAAGCCGUUCACUCUCAUCACACCGUCCAAUCCACACGAACGAGGCGCGCAACUGAGUCUACGUCUUCAGCACGGUCUGCUGGACUCGGUGUUGAGUCAUUUGGAGGAGAAUGGUGUGGUGAUCGACGAAAGAAAGCCGGAUGUUGUCCGUGUCGCGCCCGCAGCCCUGUACAAUACAUACACCGAGGUGUGGGAGUUCUGUCAGAUCUUCCUGGAGGCGUGUAGAUCAGCAGUCCGGUCUCGGGACUGGAUGGCCAAGCCUACGGAAAAGGACCUAGAGUCUGCUACUGCUCAGGAUGUCAAAAAUGCGGGGAAUCUUCAUGGAGGUAGCGGGCCCGACGUCGCUGAGGUUGACUACUCCGUUUUCACGGAGACGCAGCUUCGAUAUAUUGUUUUCAUGGCCUCGUGGGCCGGCUUCUUCUCGCCGGUCUCGUCGCAGAUCUACUUUCCUGCCUUGAAUACCCUGGCCACGGAUCUACAUGUCACAAAUUCAUUAAUCAACUUAACCCUUACGAGCUAUAUGAUCUUCCAAGGUCUAUCGCCCAUGUUCAUUGGCGACUUCGCCGACAACGCAGGACGACGACCAGCGUACGUUGUAUGCUUCACUCUCUACAUCGCAGCCAACAUUGCUCUCGCCCUACAGAGCAACUACGCAGCCCUCUUCGUGCUAAGAUGUCUUCAGAGUGCCGGAAUCAGCACAACUAUUGCCCUCUCCGCAGGCGUGGUAUCCGACGUGGCCACCGCGUCCCAGCGCGGGUCAUAUAUGGGCUUCGUCACGGCGGGAUCACUCCUCGGACCCUCCGUCGGACCUGUGAUCGGGGGCCUACUCUCGCAGUUUCUGGGAUGGAGAGCCAUCUUUUGGUUCCUCGCCAUUUUCUCAGGAACGUUUAUGGUCCCGUUCCUAAUUUUCUUCCCCGAGACCGCUCGCGGAGUCGUUGGGGAUGGGUCACUGCCUCCUCAGAAAUGGAAUAUGUCCUUGAUCAGCUAUCUCAAGUCCCGCAAAGCUCGCGAGGAGGGCAUCACACCUCCCUCGUCCAAGAAGAAACUCUCUUUCCCCAACCCUUUCCAAACGCUGUCCAUUGUCUUCCAGAAGGAUACGAGCAUUAUCCUAUUCUGCAACGCACUGCUAUUCGCCGGGUUUUACGAUGUCAGCGCCUCCAUACCAUCCAUCUACCGCGACCUAUACGGCCUAGACGACCUCCAAAUCGGUCUUUGCUAUAUCCCCUUUGGUGUAGGCGCCACCAUCGCCUCAAUCGGCAACGGCAAGUUCCUAGACUUCAACUACAGACGCAUCGCCAAGGGCCUAAACUUCCCACUUGUUAAAAACCGACACACCGACCUCCGGAAUUUCCCUAUCGAAAAAGCACGGCUGCAAAUCGCCUUCCCGCUCCUGGCGAUCGGAAGUCUGUGCAUCCUUGUCUUCGGCUGGUUCUUGAAUUUCGGAAUCCAUCUCGCCGCGCCAACAACCAUCUUGUUCCUCAUGGGCCUGGCCCUGACCGGGGCGUUCAAUACCGUCAGCACGCUUUUGGUUGACCUCUACCCGGGGCAGGCGGCUAAAGCUACCGCCGCUAACAACUUUAUGCGCUGUUUGCUGGGCGCGGGAGCUACGGCCUUGAUCGAUCCCAUGCUCAAUGCUAUGGGGAGGGGCUGGUGCUUUACUUUUAUUGCGCUUGUCAUGCUGGGCACGUCGCCGUUUCUGUUGUUAGUGAUUCGGCAUGGACCGAAAUGGCGUGAGGAGCGGAGGGUGAAGCUGGAGGCUAGGAAUUAUGGGAACGAUACACGGGUUAAUAAUGAGCAGUCUGAGAAAAGGUGA